AUGCGAAUUCACCGGAGGCUGGUGGUUACCGUCGCCCGUCUUUCCAAGAGGACCGACACAUGGAUGCAGGGGCUAGAGCUUGACAUGCAGCGGAAGUUCGCGGGCCUCCCAGACCAGGCGCCCACCAGCGAGUCCGCAGCUAAGACUUUUCAGUCAAGGUUCGACGUGUUGAGCGAUGAAGCACGCGACGACGUUCGAUGCAAAGCUGGUCGAGAGUGCCUCUUCAACCACAAGCGGAAAGCGAACGAGUCCCUGUCUCAGCGUUCCGUGAGAAUGCCGCAGCAGUUCGAUCAGUUGGGCGUCCAGGGCUUACAGCUGGACGACGAGUGGAAAAAAAACCCUUCCUCGAGGAAGGAGUGA
Molecule: messenger RNA, 360 nt
Organism: Prorocentrum cordatum
Lineage: Eukaryota; Dinophyceae; Prorocentrales; Prorocentraceae
Source: the annotation of a GenBank genome assembly